CGCAGAGGCUUUUUGGGUAAUCUAACAAUAAUUGAGAAUUAUAUAAUACAAUUGAGAAUUAUAUGAUAUAAUUCGUAGUAGCGGGCGGACGGGAGGGAGCUAAUAAUAGUAGCGGUGAGUGGCGGGCGGACGGGAGGGAGUCGGGCGGUUGCGGGUUGGGGAAAAAAAGAAGGGAAGCCUCUGCCAUAUAACGUGCGGUUCUUUGGUGUGAAAUGCGGUUCUUUGGUUUUGGCGGUUUACUGGUACAAUCGAUAUUAUAAUGGCUGAGUUCGAUAGCGAUAUAGAAGAAAUUGAGCGCUCUUUUCAUAAUAUGAGUCUAGAUGAUAAUGAUGAAGAUCUUGGUUGUUUGCCAAUGCCACUUGAGAGAGAUGAUGGUAAAGACCUUGCUUGUUUUCCUAUGUCUGCUGAGAAGGCUGGUGAUGAAGACCUUGGCUGUUUGCCCAUGCCAAUACAGAGUGCUGUAUUGACAAGUACUCCAAAGAAGGUGAAACAACGGCAACUAGUACCUGUAGCUGGGAAGCAUGAUUUGACACCAGAUUCAAAAAGACAAAAUGAGCCACCUUCAAAGAUCAUGAAUAUGCAAUCUGGAAGUCCUUUGUUAACAUCUGGUAAUUUGACAGUCUGCUGGUAGGCUGGGCGAAAUUCCUUACCCCAUGUGCUAAUACAAUGUGCUUCAUCUAUGAUGAAAAAACUCAAUCUGUUCUCAUGACUAAUCUGACUCAAGCAAUGUUUCAAUUGUUCAGUUACAAUAGCUUCUGGGCUAAUGAACAAAAACUGAUAUUGACAAUCUGGCUGUUUCAGAUUAUGUAAUAUAUUCUGUCUUUCAUUAUCAGUUAGCAUUGUGUUGUAAUAGCAUGUGUUGAUUCCACAUUGUUGUAGUCUUGCAACUUGGUCACUCAUUAACAUAAUAAGAGGUGAUACUACAAAUGCCAAGCCAGGUGUCAUUAGACAAG
Dendronephthya gigantea is the source of this 953-nucleotide messenger RNA. RefSeq lists its product as uncharacterized. The coding region runs from base 260 to 631 and encodes 123 amino acids. The record is from RefSeq and is a predicted model, not a curated record. NCBI's taxonomy places the organism in Eukaryota, Metazoa, Cnidaria, Anthozoa, Malacalcyonacea, Nephtheidae. The transcript has 3 exons.